This is a messenger RNA of Beta vulgaris subsp. vulgaris (sugar beet), 1350 nucleotides long. RefSeq lists its product as uncharacterized. The record is from RefSeq and is a predicted model, not a curated record. The transcript has 6 exons. The coding region runs from base 430 to 1350 and encodes 306 amino acids. Lineage: Eukaryota; Viridiplantae; Streptophyta; Magnoliopsida; Caryophyllales; Amaranthaceae.
CUAGGCCAUUGUUUCAGUUAAUGUUGGUAUUCUUUCAGUUGAUCUUUGUAUUUUUUCAGUUGAUGCUUUUUUUUUUCAGUUAGUUUUAUUGUUUGAUUAAACUUUCUUUCUUUCAGAUGUGAUAAAUCCUUGUCUAAGAAGAAAAGCAAAUCUGAUCUAUCACCAAUCAAGUUUUCAUUUUCAAGAUCUAAUCCCGAUCAACAGAAAGACACAUUUGAUAGAUCGAAUUUCACUGAGCAAGAAAUAAAGUCAAUUAAUCUACAAGUAUUGUCAGACUAUUCCCAUUUAAAUGAAGUGGUUAGUAAUUUGAGUGAUGAGCAAAAAAGAGACAUUAGGGAUAUUGGGUUUGGGAGUCUCUUAGAUAUUAGGAUAAAGAAGUUUUGUCCUAAUCUGAAUUUGGAGGUGUUGUUAAAUUACAAUGCAUCUGGAAUGAUGUUUUCAACAAAGAAUGGUAAACUGAUUUUUAAUAAGUUUACCAUUAGUGAUGUUUUGGGGUUACCUGUGUCAGAUAGAGCAGUAGAGGUUAUAGAUGAUGACGCCUUUAGGAGGAAAGGUAGUCAGAUAGAGGCUGGAAGUGCCAGGAAGGAUUGGCAUAGGUUUCUUGGUAUUUCUGAUCCCAAGAAGGUAUAUAUUGGUAGAAAAAAUUGGGAUGAUUUGUUUAAGAAAUAUGAAUCCGGGGAUGAUUUCAAGAAGUUAUUUGUGAUCUUUUCGUUGUCGAAGCUUCUAUGUCCUAUAGCUGAUUUAGGGCCUGUGCUGAAAUGUGCCAAGAGUUUAGAAGAUGUAUCUGCAAUUUCAAGUUAUGACUGGUGUGGAUAUAUAUUGAGAAGUCUUUGUGCUGCUGUUUUGGACUGUCAUCAGUCUAUUAUGAUUAAGAAGAUUGAGCUUGGACAGAAGAAAGUAUCAUUCAAGCUUCGUGGAUGCGUCAGCGCUUUGACUCUUGUUAUAAUGAGAAAGAAACCGAAGGAAGAUGGUAAGAAGAAGACUGGCAAUGCUGAUGAUGAUUGUGGUCUUCAAGGAGAUAAAGAGGAAGGAAGAAAUAAGGAGUUGGAUGCUGGGUUUAUACAGAAGGAGAGAAAGGAGGAAAAAAACAUUGCUGAUUUCGAUGCCCCUUCAUUCCAACUAUUAACUCCUAGUCCUGUUGUUGAGGAUCUUCCAUACAGUGAAGAGAGUGAGAAAGUUGGGAAAGUUGUGAGGGUUAAGGAACCAGGUGAUGAUUAUGACGAUGAAGGUUUGGAGGACCUGAUUGAUAGGAUUGCUGAUCAUGGAGUUGAAUCAUCAUCUGACAAGGCUAAAAAAGAAGAGUAUGAUAAUGAAGCUGGUGUUGUUUCAUCUUCUACGCCUGCAUUAUAA